UUGAAAAUUGUGGUUAUCAUCUAACAUAAAUUGCUUAUAAUGUAAAAAGAAUUCAUUACAUUUGGUUAUCCAUGUCGGAAAUUAAAAACAAGUUCUAUAGAAACUAUUCCUACAGAGUCAAUAUCUAUAGAAAUCUAUAGGUGUUCCAAAUGAUUACCAUUAAGAUCAGUUGGAUUUAAUAAUAGACAAAUGUAUUAAACUGAACGAAAAGAGAUGCAAAUGAAAAGUUUGAUAGUAAUAUCAAUAUGAAAAGCAGUUACUGUGAAUGAAACAUUUCUUGGUGAUUUUGUGCAUUGUACUAACAUAAUUGAAAAUAUGCUGAAAUGUUUGAAAAAAGUGCACUUUUGAUGCUCUGUUUGAAAAUUUACCAAAUGCUUGUGAUAAUUGCACCAAAGCAAUUAAAAAAAGUUUUAGCUUACAUUUGUCUGCAAAUUUCAUGCAUUUAAGCAGCGGAAAAAACAUAACUUCAGUCAAGUGUGUGUAAAGUUUUGCCUGGUAGUGUGUGUCUGACACGAAACAAUAGAGUAUUGUUUAUUAGCUUCUCUCACGGGCAGGGUGUGAAACAGCUGUGACCCAAUAGAGAGCCAUAGCAGGGGCUUUGAGAGUGCUGUGAGUGUUCAUUGGUCAGCAGAUGGCCUAAUUUGCAUACACCAUGACCUAUAUCUGAUAGGUGCGAGCUGGAAACACCAGAGUCAGUGAUGAUCACAGCCGAGCCGGAGCUGAAUGAAGAGCUUUUAUUCUCACGUUUCUUUUCAAGUGUUGUCCUGAUUUUUUUUUUUGUUUGCAAACAUGAAGAUCUGCUGCAGUUUCUUCAUGCUUCUGUGCAUGAUUUGCAACGGCUGCUGCACAACGACAAAGUACUUCACGUUUGAGGAAGAUUCCCCUGGUACAGAGAUCGGAAACCUUUCUCAAGACUUGAAAAUAGACCCGGCGGAGGAUCCCGAGACAUCCUUCAAGUUUAUUCAGAAGACAAACUCCAUCAUCCACAUGAGGCAAAUGGACGGGCUGUUAACAGUCGGAGAGGUCAUUGACCGAGAGCAGCUGUGUCACCGAUCCCCACAGUGCCUUAUAACUUUUGACGUCGUCGCCUUUUCAAAGGAGAAAUUUCAGCUCAUCCACGUCGAGAUCGAGGUAAAAGACAUUAACGAUCAUUCGCCUCAGUUUACACGCAACGAAACGCAUUUGGAUAUAUCAGAAGACGCACCUUUAAACUCACGGUUUCCUCUGGACGUCGCCGUGGACCUCGACGUUGGAGAUAACUACGUUCAGAGCUACCAUAUUUCACACACAAACCAUUUUGUUGUUGAAGUCAGCACCCGUGAGGACGGAGCGAAGUCUGCUGAGCUUGUGUUGAUCAAAAAGCUGGACCGGGAGACGGAGGAGUUUUACACGAUCGAGGUGACCGCGACCGACGGCGGGACUCCUGCCAAAUCAGGCUUGACGGCCGUUUACAUCCGAGUGCUGGACUUCAACGACAACAGCCCGACGUUUGAACACAACUCGCUCAAAGUCCAGCUCAGCGAAGACUCGCCCGUCGGGUCCCGUGUGCUGAAAGUGCACGCUUUCGACCCCGACGCCGGCAUCAACGGAGAAGUCGUGUACGGGUUCGUCGAAGGCUCCCCGACCGAAGUCACACGCGUUUUCCAGAUCGACCUCAUCACUGGAGAAGUGACCCUCAGAGACGAGGUCGACUACGAGACUAAGAAGUCGUACGAGUUGCACAUUCAGGCCUCCGAUCUGGGCGCCAAUUCGGUCUCGUCGACAUGCCGGGCCGUCGUCGACAUCCUCGACGUGAACGACAACGCGCCGGAGAUCAGCAUCAAACCGAUGACUUCCACCAGCGACGGAGUGGCGUUCAUCACCGAGGCCGCGGCCGAGGAGAGUUUCGUGGCGCUGAUCAGCACCUCCGACGGAGAUUCGGGUCCCAACGGUUACGUCAGCACCACUUUGGAAGGACACCAGCAUUUUAAGUUGCAACAAGCCUACAGCGACACCUUCAUGAUCGUCACGACCGCGACUUUGGACAGAGAAGCCAUCUCGGAGUACAACCUCACUGUGAUCGCUGAGGAUUUGGGAACGCCGCCGUUUAAAACCGUCAGGCAUUACACGAUACGCAUCACGGACGAGAACGACAACGCUCCGAUGUUUAGCAAAGCCACAUAUGAUGUCUCGGUAAUAGAAAACAACAUUCCCGGCUCGUACAUGACUACGGUGGUCGCGAGAGAUCUGGACUUUGGAAAAAACGGGAAGGUGUCCUACAGCCUUAUCGACAGCAGAACUUCAGACGGUUCGCCGAUAUCUACGUUUGUGUCCAUCGACCCUCACUCGGGCUCUCUGUACACGCUGAGAUCCUUCAAUUUUGAGACUCUGAAAGAAGUUGAGUUCGCCGUGAAGGCUAGCGAUAAAGGUUUCCCUUCGUUAUCCAGCACCACUUUGAUACAAAUCCGUGUGGUGGACGAGAACGACAACUUUCCGUAUUUUACGUAUCCGGUGUUGCGGAACGAUUCUGCCGAUGUUCCGAUUCCGCUCAGCGCUCAGGCAGGUUAUCUGGCGUUACGGGUUACGGCUCAAGAUGAAGACGGCGGCGUCAACAGCGAGCUCAGUUUUCAUAUCCUAGAAGACCAAACGCAGCUUUUUUCCAUUGACAGAAAGACCGGAGAAAUCAUCUUGAAGCGAAGACUCGCUGCUUCAUGCGGAGACGUCCUGCAGAUUAAAGUUUCAGUCGUUGACGGCGGCAGAGAGCCGCUUUCUAGCACCGCGACCGUCCGGUUUGUGGUGACGGACACUGGUGCGCAAGAGGACCAGGUGGUUAUUUUACUCCGACCGAAGGACGAGGAGACUCUGGAGUUUGAUGUGUGGACCGCGGUGAUCGUCGGGUUCUCUGGAAGCUGUGUGCUGUUACUGGUGGCGAUUACCGUCCUCACCGUGACCUGUACGAUCAAACGCAGACGGAGGAACUUUGGGAGAGACGGCCUGUACGGAUCGACCCCGCUGUCCAAGAACGGCGCUGUCGGCUCGAGCGUUUACGGCGGCGCUAAUGCCUUCCUCAGAAAUGAAAGCGAUUCAAUGCAGCCCUGUCUGUAUGAAGACAAGAGCCUGGAUUUUGAGGAAAAGCUGUUCCUGCCAUGCAAACCUUUUGAGCAAACCUUUUUAUGGCAAGAUGAAAAAUACUGUCUGCAAAGGAGUGGCACGAGCAACACGGAUCAGCUGAGCGUGAAGGACAGCGGCAAAGGAGACAGCGAUUUCAACGACAGCGACUCUGACAGCAGCGGAGCGGCCCUGAAGAGAGGCCUGACCACCUUCCAGCCGCUGGCCCGAGGUUCCCUCGGCGCCGCGGGAGACUGGAAGAGCGGAGGUCACGUGAUACAGACCCGUAACGUGCACGUCCCUCCGGGCAGCGCCUACACCAUCGGGUUCUCGCACGUGUACAACACGACGCACCUCACUUCCCAUUCCUGGAAGGAAGGCCACAGUCAAGGGAACGGAUGGAGCGGCAUGCAGACGUUCUCACGGACGGGAACUCUGCCUUCAUACUCGGCCCAUCAGGUGAGGAGGACGAGGACGGCGGUCGAAGAGCAAACUCAGACUGAACUGCUCUCAGAUGCGUCUGAAGUCGCCACCACCUUCUAGAUAUCCGUCCGAUUCGCUGAGCAAACCUCAGUGUUUCUGUCUGGUUUUCCAGCACAAUUAUCUAAACAUUCUUAAAUCAAGAUACUUGAAGAGCAAAAUGACUGAAGAUAUUGAGAUUGAAUGCUGAUCAACAUGAAGUUUGAGCUUAAAACAAGAACAAAUAUAUGCCAGUGUGGGCAAAAUAAUAAUCUUAAUUUAAAAGGAAAACAAGAUUAUUUUUGAAUCAAGUCUUAAUAUCUCUUCUCCAGUAAAUGUUUAGAUGUUUGUGCUGGAAAACAAGACGGAAACACUGAGGAAAAACUUUCGUUUGGUUGGAAAUGGCAUUUUCUUUUCUUUUUAUUCAAGAAAAUAUUUUUAAGAGCGGCCCGUGAACAUUAAAUUGAUAUUUAUUGUACAUAAUUGUAUAUUUUUGUAUAUAUUUUUCUCACUGAAAAUGUGUUUUUGUGCCACCGACUCAUUUUCUUCAUAGAUGUUGUUAGUUUUGAGUUUGUAUGUUUUUAGUAAAACAAGACAUAAGUGAAUUUGAUGCUGUUUAUUCCCACAUAUUUAUAUUUUCACCUGAAAUAUAGUUUAGUUUAUGUGUAAAAAUGCUUUUAAAUAUAUUGCACAUCUCUUCUAAAGUGUCAUAAGUAUAAACCGUGUGCGUUUGGGUUUUAAGCGAGGCUUAUAAAGACUGUAUAUAUUCUUAAUUGUGUAUAAUUUUCUCACCUCAAAUAAAGUACUUCAAAGUCUA
Molecule: messenger RNA, 4363 nt
Organism: Megalobrama amblycephala (Wuchang bream)
Lineage: Eukaryota; Metazoa; Chordata; Actinopteri; Cypriniformes; Xenocyprididae
Gene: pcdh8.1
Product: protocadherin 8
Exons: 4
Coding region: 790-3630 (946 amino acids)
Biological process (GO): homophilic cell-cell adhesion
Cellular component (GO): plasma membrane
Molecular function (GO): calcium ion binding
Source: RefSeq, a predicted model, not a curated record